Molecule: messenger RNA, 3220 nt
Organism: Stylophora pistillata
Lineage: Eukaryota; Metazoa; Cnidaria; Anthozoa; Scleractinia; Pocilloporidae
Biological process (GO): positive regulation of stress fiber assembly; actin cytoskeleton organization
Molecular function (GO): guanyl-nucleotide exchange factor activity
Source: RefSeq, a predicted model, not a curated record
GAAGAGCUCGAGUUUCCCUGAGAAGGGGCCCACAUAGAACAGAACCGCAUUCGUUUUGGGCUGAAUUUAAUCAAGAUCUUGUUGUGAAGGUUUUGUAGAUGCAGUGACGAUGGAUUACACAUAGACUUUACCUUUUGAAUAUGGCCACUAAUGCCGAAGGUGAUGUCAGGAGUGUCAGGAAUUCAAUUUUUUAUGAUGAUGUGGUGUCUUCAGGAGAUUUAAGCAAUGAAAAUGUUACUCCAGCAGAAAAUAUACAAAACAGGGGUGAUGCUUCACCUUUUAACGGCAACGAUGGUAUGCAAAUCCAACACAAAGAUUUGAGGGGACAAAAUGAAGCAGAAAUUUCGGAGGCAGGUGAUGGAGAAAAAGAUGCAGUGAAUAAAAAUGGCUCUAGUAAGCCUAAACUUAAACCUAAACCUAAGAGGAAUAAGUUUGAUGAUCAAGGUUCACCAAAUGACAGACUGAAAAAUCGUAAGGAAAAUGAUAAGGAACAGUGGACACUAAUGAAAGGUGAAUUAAAUGAGAAUAAAGAUUGCAAGGAAUGCACAGAUAGUACAAAAACGGAAAAUGAUACUCAUUCUCAGGCACUUUCAAGGUGUCAAUAUCAAAAGACAGCUAGUGGUGAUUUUGAACAGAAAACUUCACCAGGUCACAGCUCUGAAGGUGACCCCAUCAAGCCCCCAAGAAGGCGUUUACCACAAGUACCAAACUCUGCUGAACCAAAGGCUCAGCAGAAUACUUCAUCACAUGGAGGUGAUGUGCUUUCUGUCACCCAUGAUGACUCAGGUGAACAAAAACUAGAGGAAAUUGUUUGCAAGCCAGUGCUAACAUCAAGUCCAAACCAAGAUGAGCUUCCCAGCUUGACUGUAGAAACUAGUGUGAUGGACACAAACCGCAGAGUACUAUCAUUCAUAGACGUGUCAACAGAAGGAAGAGCUAAAAAAGUGGAAUCUUUUUAUGACUACCUUUACUCUCAAGCAGAAGCUGAUGUUUCUGUAGAAGGACAAACGUCUCCUAUUUUAUGGCAAGCAGGGGACAGAAUCGGCAGUGCACUGUCUGGGUCAGAGGAACAUUUAUAUGAUGAUGUUCCAAGAGAUAGCAGUGUUGCUCAGAGCUGGAAGAGUAAUGGUACAUAUGAUGAGGUUAUUGUCAACCGAGAGGCAUAUGUCAUGCCUUCAAAUGAUGAUGAAAGUGAUGAUUACUCAGAAAGUGAGCCAUGGGGUUCAGACUUUGAGACUGAAGAUGACAUAACAUAUGCAGGAAGUAUUAGAACGCAAGAUGGUCUUAUUGAUGAGGAAGAAGAAGAGGAUCCCUAUGAUACAGUGGAAAUAAGUCCUAUGAGGGAACGGAAGAGACCGUUCCAGUUUGUAUCUGAAAUUGCAAACUUCUCGCCAUUUUCCACUGGGAAGAAGUCAUCACUGAGUAGUCCAGGACUGAAGGCCCAAUUUAAGGGUUGCCUUGGACUGAAUAGGGUGCCAAGCACACCAUACUUGGCUAGUGACUCCAAAAAAGUAGAAAAUGAAGAAUCAAAUGCAGUUUAUGUUGACCCAGAUAUCACAGACUCUGUUAACUAUCAGCAACCUGUUAUGCCACCUAUGCCAGAUGGUUUAUCCAAUGAGCAGAUCAAAAGAUACCAGAUUGUGAAGUUUAUGCUGGAGAGCGAAGCAGACUAUAUGAGACUUUUGGAUCAACUUAGCAAGCAAUAUGAGUUACCGAUCAGGGAGCGUGAUCUUCUUGAGCCAAGCAAGAUUGAUGUGAUCUUCCAGCAUGUACACAGAGUAUUGCAGUGUCAUGCCAUGUUUAAUAUUGCACUGAGUGCGAGGAUGUCAGACUGGACACCAGAUAUGAAUGUUGGUGACAUCCUGUAUGCUCUGUUUUGCAAAUCCAUGGUCCUAGAUGCUUACAGUGGAUAUGUGAACAACUUUGCUAAAGCUAUGGAUACAGUGAAAGUAGCUUGUAGAACUCAUCUGGCAUUUGCACAGUUUUUAAAGUCACGCAGACAGUCAAGCCUUGACCGCCACUCCCUUCAUUAUUUGAUGUUGAAACCAAUUCAUAGAUUUCCACAAAUUUUGGCCCUUCUUCAGGAACUACUGGUUGUGACUCCCAGGGAUCAUCCAGAUCGUGUCCCACUCCAACUUGCUCUGACUCAGUUAGAGUGCCUGGCAGAAAAUCUCAGUGAGAGAAAGAGAGAAGCUGAGCUGAGAAACAAAGUGAAGCUGUUGGAUGGUUUGGUGGCACAGAGUCACAAGCCUCUGGCUUCUGGAAAUAGGUACUUUAUAAGGCAGGAUGACUUUGUACAAUGUACUGUUGAAGGUGAAUCAAUCCUUGGAACAAAGAAACGACGCAUUAUCAUGUUGUCAGACAUGCUGCUUUGUGUUUCUCUCAUUAAAGGGUAACAGAUUGUCGAGUAGAAUUGAAGCCAUUCAUUUUCUUUCUGAGAAUAUAUGAUUUUAAUACACAUAACAUUUUAGUGACUAGCUAGCGCUGGUUGUUAAUUAAAUCAACAAUGAAAAUUAAUGAUGAAUAGAUUGAUUAGCUUUUUUUUCCUCAACUUUUUUUCAAAUCAAGUUUUUUUUAUUUGUUUUACUGAUUGCUUCGUUAUUUUGUAAUGGUUUACGAAAAAAAAUCAGUAAAUUUUACCUUGACUCAGGAAAAUUUGAUUUGCGACAACGUAACACAUGCAUUUCUCGUUUUCUCAUUCAUUUGGGCCUCGAUCCAAAGGCUAGUUUGAGCUGACUUUUGGCCAACAUAUCAACACUUUACACCCUAAUGUCAACAUGCAUAUUCUCCAUACUGUUCUCUUUACAUUUCUUAGGUGCCGACAAGGAGAUUUUUUCAACAAUUAAGAGCUUCUUUUACCUUGCUGAUCAUUUUUGUUUUACUCGUAAUCGUACUGUUUGAUUAAAGGCAGAUAUUCCUAGGAGAAAUUAGAUGCUGAUCACUCGUUAAGUCAAAAGGGUAAUGAGAAGAAAUACCGCUUGUAAAGGAAGCCGAAUGCUGAUCCGGUGCGUUUUAUAAUGUAUUUGUUGGGUCGGGGGAUUUUUCGUUUUUACUUUGGAAUCCUCGGGGAAUUUUGAUAACGGAUGUCCUAGGUACCUUGUUAUUUAUGACGUCGUUUCCUUUUUAGGAAGAAAGACCGUGCCAUGCACAUGGUUAUUGACCCAAAAGCCAAGUACAAACUUAAGUGGAAUGUUCCAUUGAGCGAUGUGGAUAUCAUAGA